AUCCAGGCUGCGGCCAGCCUGCUGCUCGAGAGCAAGAUGUUCUAUGUGCCCUUCGUGCUCAACUCGGCGAGCAUAAGGUAGCAGAUGCUUGAGCACGGACUGCUGCCCACCGCCAACCAUCAGUCGGCGCCACCACCUGGUCCUGAUCCCAUCCCGGAGCGGCAGCAGCAGCAGCAACAGGAGCGGCGUCGAAGCAGGCAGCAGCAGCACCAGUUGCUGCGCAACCUGCCCAAGAUCAAGAUCGAGAUCGGUACCCAGCGAGAUCCGGAGGAAGAGGAGUCGGAGCAAGAGCAAGAGCAAGAGCAGGAACCGGAGCAAGAGCAGGAAAAGCAGUUCCGACCCUCAGCCGCAUCCACGUCCAUUUUGAAGACUUCACUGCUGAGCGGAGCGGCGGCCACGUUGGCUACCUUGACGGCGGCAGCCGAGCAAAUAGCCCGAUCCUCGGCCAGCUGCGACACUGCCAGGGAUUACUCCCAAAGCAGCAACAGCAGCAGCAAUAGCAACGCUGCCACAGGAGCAACAGGAACUAUGGCCAGCGGCAGGACAGGCAGCAGCAACAGUUUAGAAGAGAGCAAAAGACUUGAGCAUCAACAACAACAACAACAACAGCAGCAACCACAACAGCAUCAGCAGCAACAAUAUACAUCAAUACUACACACGGCCUUAAUGUCACAGCGUUCCAUGCCACCAGCGACAUCAGCUACAUUAGCAGCAGCGGCGGGCACAUCGACGCCGACGACGGCAGCAACAACAUCGCCUACGCCUGCGCAUGUGCUGAAAACAGCGGUGACCUUAGCCAGUCUAAGUGAGAUAGCCACAGCACGUCAGCAGCAGCAGGAGCAGCAGCAGCAACAGCAGCAGCAGCAGCAAUUGCUGGCGAUGCAACAGCAACAGCAACAGCUAACGAAACUGCCCAGAAGGAUAAUCAACUUUGGCAGCAACCACACUGCCAACACUGCCACCAAAGGAUUGGGAACGGAAGCAGAAGCAGGAGCAGGAGCAGGAGUGGGCAUGGCCGCAGCAACGGCAACAGCAUCAGUUGGACGCAAUCGCCAACUGGGCCUGAGUCAGGGUCAAGUGGUGAAUGUCAGGACAGCACGCCUGCUCAACGGCAACUGUUGCGGCCGAUUGCAGGCGACAGCAGGAACAGGGGCCAGCAGGGGCACCAACACUGCCGGCAGCAACACGGUCAACAUGCAGACCCAGACCGACGAUGAGUUGCUGCCGCUGUUAGCCAUGCUCCCACAAGACGCUCCCACAACAACAGGAGCAGCAGCAGGAGCAGCAGUAUCAUUAUCAUUAUCAGCCACAGCCACAUCUUCAUCAUCAUCAUCGACGAUUUCAUUAGCAACACGUGCAGCAGCAGCAAUGCAGCAGCAGCAACAAUGGACUGCCGUGUCGACGACGCCAGCAAUAGGAGUGAUGAUGACGACGACGACGACACAAUCACAAUCACGAGCAACAUUAGCACCACAACAACAGCAACUAUCACUGCCACAACAAAAGCAACAAUUUAAUACGAGAAUCAACAGAAAAACCACAAUUACAACAGCCACCACAACAGCACCAACAGCAACAACAACAACAACACGAAACAGCAACAUCAACUUCAACAGCAAAAAUAACUAUAUGAAUAACAAUAAUAUAAACGCCGCCACUGCCAGAGCCUCUGCCUUCGCCUCCGCCUCUGCCAUGGCCACGGCCACGCCCACAGCCACGCCCACUGUCACGGGCACGCGCCAGCGACCGGCCCCGCAACCGCCCCCGCCCCCGCGCACGCCCACAGCCACCUCAGCUUCUGUUACUGUAGUUGUGUUCAAAACAAUGUUACCUGAUGACUGAAUUAUUUUAGAAUCGUACACAUAGAGCAUGUUUUAUUAUGAUUACCACUAUGAUUACCACUUACGAUUUACGAUUACGAUUAUGAUUACGAUUAUGAGUAUGUCUGGAUAUCAUUACCUAUUAACUAUUCAUUAGUUAUGGAUUAUCGAUUAUUACUAUUUUUACUAUUACUAUUGCUACAUGCAUAAUGUAGAGCCUAAUUGAUCUAUCGUGUAUUUUAGUUUGUCUAAUUGUUGGAUCCCUGUACUAUAUCCCACACACAUACACACACUCUCACCCAUAUUUGAUCCUCACCCCCAAACAAUCCAUACACACACACUCAUACACACACACACACAAUGCCGUUACUAAGGAAGGGUAUACGCAUAUGCGAAGUUGAAACAUUUUAAUCAUGUAAUUUUUUUUUUGUGUUUUUGCUGAACGGAGAUGAAAGUUAAGGAGGUCGAGCAACAGCAAUUCGAAGUGUUAAUUGAGUAGGAUUAUGAGUACGUAGCGAGUAUGUAACGAGUAUGUAAUGACUAAGUAAAGUUUACGUAGACACAAUGCCACACACAGCUAUAGCAAGCAUUAAGGAUGCGUGCAUAUGUCAGUUAUCUAUUUUUUUUUAAACUAAAAUCUAUAUAAAGUAACGAGAGAGGAAGGAAGAGCGAAGCAGGGCGGGAGAUUCAACCACAUAAAGUAUAAAUAGUAGAGCUUGAGCCAAGUAGCUAGUUUAGAGUACAUCCGUUUUGGGGCAGGGAAGUAGAGCAAUUUGUUGACGAGACGGGGUGGUGGGGUGAGCGGUAACGAAAAUCGGUAACGGAAGUGGAGACAAAGCGGAACCGGAAACGGAAGCUGGACUGCCAGAUCGGAAUCACACAUCAACCAUUAUGACAACUUCGCUCGCAACUCUUGCAGAAUUAUACUGUUAGAUCCUGUUAGUUAUCGAACCCAAAACUCCCAACCCACACACACUAUACCUAAGUUAAGAACGCAUAAUCACAUACUACACAUAAAUUACGCAUAGUACAUACAAAAAAGAGGAUGAGAAAAUGAGAAAAAACAAAGAUAAGGAAGAUAAGAAAGAAAGAAAGAAACGAAAGGACUUUUCUUUUGUAAGCUCGAUUGCGCAAUUGUAUAUCGUAAUCGUGUUGUCUUCGCAACCCCAAACGCCCCAUGGCGGUAUUGAUGCCCGGAUUGUUAUCGAUAUCGUCGUACUACGUUUUAUUUUGUAAAUGUAUUAAUUUUGUUGAUUUUUUUGCUGUCUGUACACAUUUUUUUUAACAACAUUUUUGAAUAAAUGUAAUUCUUGAAUAUGC
Messenger RNA from Drosophila mauritiana, 3140 nucleotides. Its product is annotated as AF4/FMR2 family member 4-like. The record is from RefSeq and is a predicted model, not a curated record. The transcript is spliced from 2 exons. Bases 85 to 1842 code for a protein of 585 amino acids. Lineage: Eukaryota; Metazoa; Arthropoda; Insecta; Diptera; Drosophilidae.